UUCACUUCUAUCAGCAGGGCUGAAUCUAAAAUGACUUUGUUUGAUAGCCAAUUAAAUAAGUUAUGGAAAGGUAAGUGAUCCGGAAUCUUGAUCGCAGAUGUCGUUCUCUGAGUUUAUCUAAAUUCAUGUUUCUUGAAAUUAAACAUCGGUAAUUUUUUUAUUCUUUACUUAACGUACCACCUCCAUUGUACUGGAUCAAGUAAAACUUUUAACCAAUCUCUGUCAGAGUCUUUACAGAGGUCAAUACAUUUCCUAAGCUUCACAAUCCUGCAUCUUACAUUAUCCCUGGUUCACAUAAGGAGUUUUAACGGCGAUAAUCGACGCGUGAGAGUGAGCGAUUGAUCAAAUCCUUUUCUAGCUGGUCCACCCACGGAAAUUAGAUACUGGUCAUUCUUAUGGCGGGUCGGGCGAUUGCACCGAACGGAGAAGGGUUGGGUAAACAAAAUUUUUAAUCAGUGAAAGGUUGGGAAAAUGGAAAACAUAGCAACUAAAUUUAUUUUCAUUUCCAAUAUUGGAAACUAAAGAGCAAAGUCAACAGUCAUAUGUUAAAACAAUAUGUGACUCAAUCAGAGGCAAUAUCUUGAUUAUUUUUCAAUUUAACCGGAGCCAUAUUGUGUCGCCAAAGAGAGUUAAUCUACAGAUAGCAUGAAACGUUUGACUGGCAUACGAAAAUUAAUUGUCACUUAUAGGCGUAAUGCACAUUUUAUCAAAAAGUGGUCGACAGCUAUUUACAGAAUGAUCAAUGUUGUUGAUUUAUCUAUAACAACAAUUUGGAUAAAGUCCAAUUUUAAAUAUCAUGAUUAUUUAAUGAUAACUUGCGGCAUUAAUUAAGACCCUGGGGAAGAAGAGGGUAAACGAAUGUAUAAAGAAAUUAGUAUUUUGUAAAUAUAACCUCUGUGAAGUUCAGAUUGGAAAAGGCUAACCACACAUGCGCGCUGACACUGUAGACGCCGUGUUAUGUAAACGGGGAUUCCUUGUUGAACCUUGACUCUUAUGGUAUUGUUCAUCCUCAGGAUCCUGCCUCAGACUCCUCAGUAUACAGUAAUUGGAGAGAAAUCAUAACAUUUUUGUUCGUUGCCGAAUAUUUGCUAUAUACAGUAUAGAGACUGUGAUUUAGAGUAAUAUGUUCAUGGUAUAUCUAACACUAAUUUGCAAGCCAAAAUUGCGCUUUCAUAUUUUGCUACUUUAACUUUCUUAUAGACGGUAAAGUGCCAGUUGAUGAGACAACGAAGGAAAGGAAAGUUUCAACAUACUCAAUAUUACAAUUGUCUGUCAUCGGAGUUUUUGCUGUUUUUGGUCUUCUGUAUUCCAUCUUACUUCUCCAUUUCAACAUCAGUAAACGAAAUCACAAGUAA
This is a messenger RNA of Paramuricea clavata, 1355 nucleotides long. The record is from the annotation of a GenBank genome assembly. Lineage: Eukaryota; Metazoa; Cnidaria; Anthozoa; Malacalcyonacea; Plexauridae.